AUGAAUAGAGUCAAACCACACGUUCCCUUCAUUCAAAAUAUCCUCAAAGAAGGCAAUCGAUUCAAACGCAUGGACAAAAUCCGUCAUGCCAACAAAGAACAGGUUAAUGCCUUGAGCGAAAUCACCUUAAAUUUGUUAAAAAAAAACAUUCCCGUGUCCAACAAAACCAUUGGUCGAUUGAAACCACACAAAAACCUCUUAAGAUCCAUCGCCAAGAAAGGUGCCUCACUUAAAAAACGCAAACAGCUCUUAAUGAAACAACGCGGUGGUGGACAAUUAUGGAAAGGAUUACAAGAGGUAUGUCGAUGUGUCUCCCGGUAAAAUCCAAACGAUGCACAAAAUGCAAAGAGUAUAAAAGCUGCACUACUAACCUCGUGACCAUCAUCCAACAACAAAACAAAGAUUUGGAACAACUACAACGACAACUCGACUUUACCAAACGUUACUAUCAAGAACAAAUACGACGCAUCAUCUCAGCUCAAGACCAUGAAUCAAGUACUCAUGAUUCCCCCAGAGAAACUGGGUAAAUUAACCAAUCUCUACAAAGAACGCAUCACCAGUGAUCCCACUCUCACCACAGCCACUCAACUUGCAGCUACAAGACACAAAGUCCUCACCAACAAAAAUAUUCCUCCUGCCAUUAAAAAAGCCAAAGUCAAGGCAUUGAACUCCACCUUCAACAAAGCUUUACGAAAAUAUAAACAAGGUCCCUUUACCUCCACC
Molecule: messenger RNA, 723 nt
Organism: Porites lobata
Lineage: Eukaryota; Metazoa; Cnidaria; Anthozoa; Scleractinia; Poritidae
Source: the annotation of a GenBank genome assembly